This is a messenger RNA of Vicia villosa (hairy vetch), 2227 nucleotides long. RefSeq names its product protein ENHANCED DISEASE RESISTANCE 2-like. The record is from RefSeq and is a predicted model, not a curated record. The transcript has 16 exons. Bases 141 to 1913 code for a protein of 590 amino acids. NCBI's taxonomy places the organism in Eukaryota, Viridiplantae, Streptophyta, Magnoliopsida, Fabales, Fabaceae.
UUGAAUUUAAUCACCUCAUUAUUCAACUCAUGAAAAUAAGCGUGUUGUAGAAAUUUUCACAUUUCACGUUUCACAAUAGCAAGAAGUAGCUGCAGAAGAACGGAUAGGAAUAACUGAUUAAGACGUAACUGCUUCGUGCGAUGGACGACGCAACAGCUUCGGAGCUGAACAAAUCAGGUAGCGGAGGAUCGGAGCGAGGUGGCGGCGAAGAUAAAGAAAGAGGAAUUUUCGAGUUUUUUGGUUGGGUUUAUCACUUGGGAGUGAAUUCCAUUGGUCGUGAGUAUUGUCAUCUCCGAUUCCUUUUCAUUAGGGGGAAGUAUGUUUCUAUGUACAAGCGUGAUCCUCAUGAAAACCACGCCAUUAAACCUAUUAGGAAAGGAGUUGUAGGACCCACACUAAUGGUGGAGGAGCUAGGUCGCCGAAAGGUCAAUGAUGGGGAUCUUUAUGUUUUACGGUUUUACAAUCGAUUAGAUGAGGCCAGAAAGGGAGAAGUAAUUUGUGACUUAGAGCGUGUAGAAUCUUAUGAUGGACAUUAUGACGUUGUUUAUGGGACAUAUGAUCCUAAAUAUCUAUCCCGGUGGCAUCCAAAGCAGGAUAUUGUCUUCUCUAGGCAAUGGUUUCGUGGACAAGACGGAGCAUACACAAUCUUGCAAUUUCCAGCUAUACAUAAGAACAAGCCUAAAAGAUCUGGUUAUCGACGUGCAAAAAUUAAUCCAUCUACUUGGGAGAUCAGAAAUUUAAACACACCAAUGGUAUCAAAUAGGCCAAGAUGUCUAGUGACCCACACUUUAGAAAUACAUUCUGCAUCCUGGAAUCGAUGGAGGAACAAACAGUGCUCAAAAUUUGAGAGGAGCAUUUCUUAUGCGCUACUGUGCCAAGUGGCAGGUCUAAAGGAAUACAUCGCAGCCAAUCCAGCACUCCACCAAGAAAAUGCCACCACAAUAGUUCACUCCAAAAUAUCUGAUUCUUCCAUUUCCAUUUCUGAAUAUGAGGAUGAAGUACAAGAUGAGUUUUAUGAUGCAAUUGCUGCUGAAUCAUCAUCUUCAGGUGAAGAAAGUGAUGACGAGGAAAAGCAUGAUCCAAAGGAAUCAAGAGUCAAACUAAAGAAUAUUUCAUGGGCAAUCACAUCCUUAGCUUUGAAGCGAACUGCAGCUCCUGAUCUAAGCGGAGAAUUGGAUCCUCGUAUCACUCCUAUCACAUUCAAUCCAAGCGAUAUACAUGGUUCUUUGGGCAAAGGAAUGGAUGACAAGGACACAAACUGUUGGACUUCUCCCAGUGGAAAAGGAUUUAUGAUUAGAGGAAAAAACUAUCUUAAAGAUAACUCUAAGGUAGUUGGAGGAGAUCCUCUUCUCAAGCUCAUAGCAGUAGAUUGGUUUACAGUCAACAAAUCUGUCGAUAGAAUUGCCCUGCAUCCUCGGUGUUUGGUUCAGUCAGAAGUUGCCAAAAAGCUUCCAUUUAUUCUUGUCAUCAAUCUCCAGGUUCCUGCUAAACCAAACUACAGUCUGGUUCUAUAUUAUGCAGCUGACAGGCCGAUAAAUAAAAAAUCUCUGUUGGCUAAGUUUGUUGAUGGAAGUGAUGUGUUUCGGGACUCAACAUUCAAACUUAUUCCAAGUAUAGUCGAGGGAUAUUGGAUGGUCAAGAGGGCUGUUGGAACCAAAGCUUGCCUGUUAGGGAAAGCUGUGACUUGUAAAUACUUCAGACAAGAUAACUUUUUGGAGAUUGAUGUGGAUAUUGGAUCAUCCUCUGUAGCUAGAGGUGUCAUUGGCCUUGUUCUAGGUUAUGUUACAAGCCUAGUCGUUGACCUUGCCAUUUUGAUAGAGGCACAAGAAGAGGCGGAGCUGCCAGAAUACAUUCUUGGAACUGUCCGAUUAAACCGUUUGAAGCUUGAAUCUGCCAUACCAUUGGAGGUUUAAGGUGUUGUACCAGAAAUAUUAAAUCACUCAGUUCCAUUUCAUUAUUAUGACUCAAACUACAACGGGAACUCAGUUGAGAAAGAAAAGUCUGAGUGAAUUUUCUGCAAAUACUUUGGUUUCUGUUUUUUAUUUUUGUUUCUCUUUUGUAUCUCUCAUUCAAGUACAUUCCUCCGCAAAAUCAACACGUUUGUCUUCUUAUGAGUGUGUUUGGACGAGGGAAUGCUAUUUUUUGAGGGAAUUCAAAUUCCUCUAUGUAAAUUUCAUUGUUUUAAAAACAUUGGAGGAAUUUCAAAGCUAUAAGAAUUUAUUGAGUA